Messenger RNA from Syngnathoides biaculeatus (alligator pipefish), 5559 nucleotides. RefSeq names its product prickle-like protein 2. Gene Ontology annotation, molecular function: zinc ion binding. The coding region runs from base 272 to 2959 and encodes 895 amino acids. The transcript has 9 exons. NCBI's taxonomy places the organism in Eukaryota, Metazoa, Chordata, Actinopteri, Syngnathiformes, Syngnathidae. The record is from RefSeq and is a predicted model, not a curated record.
UGGAGAGAGAGUGAUGACAGCCUGCAGCCCCAGCUUCCCCUCUGCUGUUGCGACACUCAGGUGCGAGGCAGCACGGGCAGAGCUUCUCGUCGGGAAGAGGGAGAGAGAGCUGCGAGCUGUGCGCGCCUUGCGGCCAAAAGCCAGUCUGUCUGUGGGUAUAAGUCCAGUGUAAGCGACCCGCUCCAACCCACUGCGCCUCUCAGUCGCCGGGAGCUGCCAUACGAGCAGGUGUCUGAGCAACGCGUGUGCAACAGAGCAUGUUGUGACAGCCAUGUCUCUGGAGAUGGAGAAGACCAUCACCAAGCUGAUGUACGACUUCCAGAGGAACUCGACCUCUGAUGAUGACUCCGGUUGCGCUCUGGAGGAAUAUGCCUGGGUCCCCCCGGGCCUCAGUCCAGAACAGGUGCAUCAGUAUUACAACUCCUUUCCUGAAGAGAAGGUUCCAUACAUUAACAGCCCUGGGGAGAAAUAUCGCAUCAAACAAUUGCUUCAUCAGUUGCCCCCACACGAUAAUGAGGUUCGUUAUUGUCACUCCUUGGAUGAGGAAGAGAAAAGAGAACUGAAGCUGUUCAGCAACCAGCGCAAGAAGGACAACCUGGGCAGAGGCAACGUCCGUCCUUUCCCCUUAACCGUUAAUGGCGGCAUCUGUGAUAAGUGCGGGGGUCAGAUCCAAGGAGGCGACAUUGUGGUGUUUGCCGCCAGGGCAGUUCAUGGAAAAUGGUGGCACCCAAAUUGCUUCGUCUGCUGCAUGUGCGAGGAAAUGUUGGUGGAUCUCAUCUACUUCCACCAGGACGGCAAGCUCUACUGCGGCCGGCACCAUGCCGAGAGGCUGAAGCCCCGCUGCUGUGCCUGUGAUGAGAUCAUCUUUGCUGAUGAGUGCACUGAGGCGGAGGGCAGACACUGGCACAUGAAGCACUUCUGCUGCUACGAGUGCGAGACCACGCUUGGGGGCCAACGUUACAUCAUGAAGGAUGGACGGCCACACUGCUGCAACUGCUUCGAGUCACUUUAUGCAGAGUACUGCGAUGCAUGUGGAGAACAUAUAGGCAUUGACCAAGGCCAGAUGACAUAUGAUGGACAGCACUGGCACGCGACUGAAGAAUGUUUUUGUUGCGCUCAUUGCAAACGUUCUCUACUCGGCCGUCCCUUCCUGCCAAAGCAGGGACAGAUCUUCUGCUCACGAUCCUGUAGCGCUGGACAGGAUCCCGAUGAGUCUGAUUCGUCAGACUCUGCCUUCCAGAGCGCCCGAUCCCGUGAGUCUCGCCACAGCACCAAAAUUGGCAAAAAGGAGCGCAGGAAUGCAGAGCAAGAGCGAAGGAGUGUUGAGGCCCGCCAAUCAGCUCCUCCCCCCAUGCCUGACCGUCUGUCCGCUGAAAUUGAUCCACUAACUGUUCAGAUGGACCGUUUAAGUGUAUCAGCCAGCCAGACCCCGAGCAGGACACCUAACCGCACUCCAAGUCGCACUCCAAGCCGCACUCCAAGUCGUGCUCCAAGCCUUAACCAGGUCUGGAUGAGCCGAGAUGACCCUUACGUUCCUGCUGCCUAUGAGGGUCCCCAGCGGGAAUCCUCUCCCACCCCGACAUCAAUUCAUCUUCUGGGUCAGUGUAACGCUCGACAGGGCUACAAUCCCACCUCAAAUGUGCAUCCUCCAGCCCAGAACCCCAUCAACCCAGGAAAGCGGCCUGAUUCCUGGGGGAAAGACCAAGGCAAAGCAAACAGGACACCAAUGGCUGCCCUAAGGGGUCACUCCUUUAAUGAUAACUGGAUGCAGCAUAGCCAGGAUGAGUUCCGGCCCAACAAGUUACGCACCCAAAUGAGUUUCAACGAGAUGUCAAGCCAGAACCAAGGAUUUUCUGACAAAAGGAGCAUUAGCCUCCAUGGAUUCCAGAGAGACGGGAGGCCCCCACUGACCAGAAGAAACCCCAUCAGUGCCAUGAGCUUCAAUGAGCCACUGACUCCAGUGGAACAGACACCUCGCGGCUCCGUGGACUCCCUCACUGUGUCGAAUGCUACAGGCAAUUCUCUGGAUGGGGUCAGCAAGCGUCAGGAGAAUUUGUCCAGGUUCUCCAUGCCUGACCUGAGCAAGGAUUCCGGUGUAAACGUGUCGGAAAAAAGCAAUAUGGGAACGCUUAGCUCUUCAGUUCAGUUCCAUAGUACAGAGUCUCUAUCCUCUUCUCGUCCCUUUAACAACAACAUGUACACCCCACACAGAGUGGGCUACCCACUGCAGUACUGGGAUGGCCCGGCACCUCUGGGUUUUCAUAGCAAAGGUCAUGGUGGGAUUAUGGGGAGCAGUGGGAACUUGCGGAUGGCUCCCAUGAGUGACAGAAUACCCCGCCGACUCAUAAAUGGGCAGGAACUCUCAUCUCAGAAUCAACAGCCUCAACCGAGACAUCGCAAACACCAUCGGGGAAGCGGGCAGCACCGCAGCGGGCGCCACCACAAACGCUCCCGUCGUUCUCGCUCUGACAACGCACUGCACCUGGUAGCUGACCGACCUACUCAAAUGGUGGAGCUGCCGUACCAUCGUGUCCAGGAGGAUUACGAUCGCUUCCCUUCUGGUCAUGCUGCUAGAGAGUUGUUUGGCCCGGAGCCAGGCGGUUGCCGACAGCAACCCCACCGGCCGUGUCCCCGCACCACUUCUGAUCUCACCCUGCAGAAUGCUGGAUGGCAGCCUGUUGAGUUGGGUGGGCCACGCUGGCACGAUGGGCACAGGCAAGCCGCUGACCCAUGGUGCUCCAGUUGCUCCUCUUCCUCUGAAUCAGAAGAAAACGAGGGCUACUUCAUGGGCGAACCCAUCCCUCGGCCCGUGCAGCUGUGCUACAUCAACAACGAGGAGCUACGCCAUCGCUACAGCCCCUCCGGAAUGGGCGGCCACCACGGACCCCUGCACGGACCCAUUCACGGCCAGCUGCAUGCCCGCCAGAGAAGGAAGAGCAAAAACUGCAUCAUUUCAUAAAUAGAAAAAAAUAAAUAAAUGAUGGUGAGGGCACAAGUAGAGAUGUAAAAGAUAUAAAAGAGACAGAUGAGGAGACAAUAAAAGCAACAGAGAGUGGGUAGCUGAGUGUGAGAUAGUGACAGAUAGCAGUGUGUGUGUUUGUAGGGGUGGACGUAAAGAGACUUUAGGCCUAUUUUUCAUGCUGUGAGGUUACACAACUCGGGAGUGUUUGUGUACACCUACACAGAGUGAGUUAACUACAAGAGGAAGCUCAGUUGUUUUACACAACAGAAAACAAAAGGAAUGUUUACAAUGUUAGAUGCCAAACAUCUGAUGCGAGCAAGAAGCACUGCUUAAUUUGACUGCGAAAUAUCAACGUGGUCAAGGUAAAUAAGAUGGUUGUGUGUGUCUGUGCUUGUGUCCAUGUUCUAGAGAGAUUGAACAAUUAAUUCCUUUACAGGUCAAAAAGGAACUGCGGUGGUGUCACAGCUCAUCGUCUCAAAAAGCCUUUGGCAUUAAAUGUGUCAAUUUGGAAAUUGCGGGAGUUGUGUCGGGCAGGUGAAAGCUACACGAUAGAUUCCAACCUGUGUCAUUGUUUUACCUCACUGGAAUCUAAAUGCGGCUGGAAUUUUGUUUUAGCUUGCUAGCCCAGUUAGCACCAUGUACAAAUAGUCUGUUGAACUUUGUGCUCUGCAUAGCCAACUCUCCAUGCUUUACCAAGGACAGAGCGCCAGGGGGCCUCUACAAAUGGGCACCCCGUUUGUGAAGCUGUUCACAGCAAAAAUAACAGCCCCAUUUUGUCACAGUUAGCUUCAAAACUUAUUUUUUUUAAAGAGCCUGCACAUUUAGAAAAAUAUUUGUCAUUUUAGUAAUCCAUCCAUCCAUCCAUUUUCUGAGCCACUUAUCCACACAAGGGUUGCGGGAGUGCUGGAGCCAAUCCCAGCUGUCAAUGGCCCAGGAGGCAGGGUACACCCAGAACUGGUCGCCAGCUCAUCGCAGGGCACAUAGAAACAAACAACCAUUCACACUCACGUUCAAUUUGGAGUCUUCAAUGAACACACCACACAUGUUUUUGGGAUGUGGGAGGAAAGCGUGGCUGUUAGCUUGCUUUGUUGCUUAAGAAAAGAGGCUAAAGUCCCAGCAGCCAGCAAGGACCUCCGAAGGAAGAAUCGCCAUCUUUCAGUUCCACCAUCCAUAACUCAAUCUUUCAGUUCCACCAUCCAUAACUCAUUGCAGAGCUUCGGCGAAAGGACUUCAUAAAAGUGACACUAAACACUCAAAAUACUCCUCAAAUAAAGUUUCUUUAACUGCUUUGUUAUUUCAAGUAGUGAUCAUUAGAUGUGUUUUAUAUGUUACUACGCUACAAACACACAGCUUUUGUUUUGUUACGUCCAUUUCUUGGCUGUGUGGAGCUGCAUAUUUGCUGAAUAUUUAUUUCAACUUGAAUCUUUUCUAUUUAACGUUGAAUUAAAAUAUAGAUUUGACAUUCGCUUUUAAUAUUUACAUUUAAAUAUAAGAUACUGUACUAUAAGAUACUGUGUAUAGAUUUACCAUUUAUACAUACAUUUACGAUUCAGUUUUCACAUGUACAUUUAAAUUCAGAUAGAAGAUAUAUAUAUAACUAUGACUUAUAUUCAGGAGUUCUAUUUAGAUAUUUAGCAUUUAGAAUCGGAACUUAGAUGUCACAUCAAAUAUUUGGAUUCAACUAUAAGGAUGACAAGAAUUGUUCUAAAUGUGCAACCAGAAAAAAACUACACUUGAAAAUUUACACCAUUUUUUUUCCAACACUGUGUGAAGCCAAAUGUGACAAAAAUGUUUUUCUGUAUUCUCGCGUGAGCCACUUUCCAAUCGGCAUCCCACAGUUCUCUGCUCCUUGACCAUUCAGGCACAGUAACGUCAGGUAUGGUCCCGUUUUCUCUUCUGCAACAUGCUUUGUUUAUUGAGAGUACCUUUUAGGCAAGUAUACAUAAAGAUAAUAAUCCUAACAAUAGUGAAAUAAUAACAAAUAAUGCAAAUAAUAAUCUUAUGGACAUUAAAAAGAAUACCUAUUAAAUGUUUAUAUAGUAAUACACACAUUAACGCAAUGGAUAUAGUAAUGUAAAUGUCAUGUAUAUAUGGUCUUAAAUAUCUCUAUAUUUUGUAACUAAAGAACCAUUAUUUGUAUAUCAUUUAGAGAUAGGAUAGUUGCAUGUAAUUAUGUUGUUGUCGCAUAUUUAAAAUAAAGUGUACUUCUAUGAACACCCAUGGAGCCAUAUUUUUGUAGAGAGAUUUUUGUGCAACCUUUAUUGGGUCCUCAGGGACAAAUUCAAAAAUUACUUUUCUGACGUUGUUUGAAGUCACUGACUAGUCAGACAUUGCUCUUAGCAUCAGAUACAGUGAGAUAUUUACUAAUCUAAUUGUGUCCCGUAUUCAGGACUCUCUGCUACAUCAACCAUCAACCAACACAUUUAAAAAAAAAAAAAACUGGCUGCUGUUGGUUUAGUGGCAGUAGAAUUUAGUACGAUCCAUUUCGUGUUACCUUUGUUCCGCGCUUGCUUGUUGAAAGCUAUACUGGAGUGUUUGGGCUUUCCAUUUAUGUUCAAGCUUGAAAUCUAUUUUGUUUUCCACUCUUCAUCAUCACA